This is a messenger RNA of Chrysochloris asiatica (Cape golden mole), 1341 nucleotides long. Its product is annotated as tubulin beta-5 chain-like. The record is from RefSeq and is a predicted model, not a curated record. Lineage: Eukaryota; Metazoa; Chordata; Mammalia; Afrosoricida; Chrysochloridae. The coding region runs from base 1 to 1341 and encodes 446 amino acids. Gene Ontology annotation, cellular component: microtubule; cytoplasm. Gene Ontology annotation, molecular function: GTP binding; GTPase activity; structural constituent of cytoskeleton. Gene Ontology annotation, biological process: mitotic cell cycle; microtubule cytoskeleton organization. The transcript has 4 exons.
AUGAGGGAGAUUGUGCACAUCCAGGCGGGACAGUGCGGAAACCAGAUCGGCACCAAGUUUUGGGAAGUGAUCAGCGAUGAACACGGUAUCGACCCGGCCGGAGGCUAUGUGGGUGACUCGGCCCUGCAGCUGGAGAGGAUCAGCGUCUACUACAAUGAGUCAUCGUCUCAGAAGUACGUGCCUAGGGCCAUCCUGGUGGAUUUGGAGCCAGGAACCAUGGACAGUGUGAGAUCCGGGCCUUUCGGUCAACUUUUCCGACCAGACAACUUCAUCUUCGGUCAAACUGGUGCAGGAAACAACUGGGCGAAGGGGCACUACACAGAAGGCGCGGAGUUGGUGGACUCAGUGCUGGAUGUAGUGAGGAAGGAAUGCGAGCACUGUGACUGCCUGCAGGGCUUCCAGCUCACCCAUUCCCUGGGAGGAGGAACGGGGUCUGGCAUGGGCACGCUGCUCAUUAGCAAGAUCCGAGAGGAGUAUCCCGACAGGAUCAUGAAUACUUUCAGCGUCAUGCCCUCCCCCAAGGUCUCUGACACGGUGGUGGAGCCCUACAAUGCCACCCUGUCGGUUCACCAGCUGGUUGAGAACACAGAUGAAACAUACUGCAUCGAUAACGAGGCCUUGUACGACAUUUGCUUCCGUACCCUGAAGCUAACCACCCCCACCUACGGAGACCUGAACCACCUGGUAUCGGCCACGAUGAGCGGGGUCACCACCUCCCUGCGCUUCCCGGGCCAGCUCAAUGCUGACCUCCGUAAGCUGGCCGUGAAUAUGGUCCCUUUCCCCCGCCUCCAUUUCUUCAUGCCUGGCUUCGCGCCCCUGACAGCCAGAGGCAGUCAGCAGUACCGGGCUCUCACUGUGCCAGAACUGACUCAGCAGAUGUUCGAUGCCAAGAACAUGAUGGCCGCCUGCGACCCAAGGCAUGGGCGCUACCUCACUGUGGCCACUGUCUUCCGAGGCCCCAUGUCCAUGAAGGAGGUGGAUGAGCAGAUGCUGGCCAUCCAGAACAAGAACAGCAGCUACUUUGUGGAGUGGAUCCCCAACAAUGUCAAGGUGGCCGUGUGUGACAUCCCACCGCGGGGUCUCAAGAUGGCUUCCACCUUCAUUGGCAACAGCACGGCCAUCCAGGAGCUGUUCAAGCGCAUCUCGGAGCAGUUCUCGGCUAUGUUCCGGCGCAAGGCUUUCCUACACUGGUUCACCGGAGAAGGCAUGGAUGAGAUGGAGUUCACGGAGGCUGAGAGCAACAUGAAUGACCUGGUAUCAGAGUACCAGCAGUAUCAAGAAGCCACAGUUAAUGAUGGAGAAGAAACUUUUGAGGAUGAUGAUGAAGAGAUCAAUGAAUAG